AUGGUGUCCGGCGGCAGAGCUCUCUCUCCCUAUUUAUCCAGGACUCAAAAGAUUCGUUUUCGGAGUGGACCAAUCAGAAGCGCGGAAUGGUGGACGCGCCCCAUCUCCAAAAUCCGUUUUUUGUGCUUUUGACAACAAUUGUGGCGACCAAAAACUCCGAUCAUGCUUGCGGUGGGGUCAGUGAGAAACCCAGCUGAAAGCGCAAGCGAAGUUAUACAGUCGUGCUAGGGUGUAUGCACCUUGUACAAACUAACUGUAACUCUGCCGUGUGUGCGGCACGAGACGCCGGGCCUGCAGCUGAUGAAAAUAAUUUCGUAGCGGAUACUGCGCCCAGAUGGCAAAGUUUGGAAUUUGAUCCCCACACACUGUGAUUUUUGCCGUGUCAGGUAUCGCAGAUGUGAGACCAAGUGGGGGCGCACGGAAUGGGCAAAGCUGAAGAUUUAUGGCGGAUCCACCGCCACAACACAAACAAGCUCGCUCGCUUUUCCCCGUGGACAGCCUCGAGAUCGCUCCACUUGAAGUCAGAUGGUUCACGAAGUAUCCACACAAAUCGUCUGCAGUGUCGAGCUCAGUCCAGUUCGGAAGCAAAUUCUUCGCCGGUCUGCUUGAGACGGUGUCGAUAUCGCUCGCCGCAGUCUGCGCUGGCGUUCUCACGCCGUACAUGUUCAAAGUCUCAAAGUUUUCCUGCUGAGCUUACAAGAAUUUUGGUAAAACCAAUGGUGAACGUCAACGUUUUUGGUGGUCUGCUGCUUGGUUUGAACGCUGCCCGUUAGUUCAAUAAUUUGGCUGCUGCAAGUAUGAACUCUAUACAAUCUAAGCGGGAGCUACUACUAUCCUAGUAUGUCCUUUGCCUUGACGCCCGGAGGCAGUGUGGACUGGUGUUCCCCUCCAAGCAUAUUACUGAAGUCCCAACGCCACAAUGUUUGUGCCGCAAAAUAGGAGACUCCAAACACCCUUCGAGUCAAAGGGUUGAUCCGUCAAACUUUGACGGAUCGUUCGGUGCGGCAGAG
Messenger RNA from Phytophthora nicotianae INRA-310, 1010 nucleotides. RefSeq lists its product as hypothetical. Bases 423 to 773 code for a protein of 116 amino acids. The record is from RefSeq and is a predicted model, not a curated record. NCBI's taxonomy places the organism in Eukaryota, Oomycota, Peronosporomycetes, Peronosporales, Peronosporaceae. The transcript has a single exon.